Messenger RNA from Paramecium sonneborni, 1069 nucleotides. The record is from the annotation of a GenBank genome assembly. NCBI's taxonomy places the organism in Eukaryota, Ciliophora, Oligohymenophorea, Peniculida, Parameciidae.
AAUUAAUGAAUGGUCUUUACAAUUAGUUUGAUCUUAAUAAUUACUUACCAACAGCUUAUGUAGUGGAAGUUGUCCCGUUAUGUUCGAUAUCAGAUAAUUAAGUUAGAUCUGAAAGAGUAGGGGACCAAGAUCCAAGAAUUUAUAAUGUGUAUAAUCAAAUCAAAGAUAGAAUCACAUAAUAAACUAACUUAGUAGAUAAGAUAGCCAGAUUUGUUAAAGAAGAUGAAGAUAAAGAAGAAGAUCCUGAUUAAUCAGUUGAAGUGUAGACCAGAUACUUUAAUCUUGAUAGUAUUGAUGUACUCUCAAAAGGAGUAUGUCGAAGAUGCAAACAAGUAAUUGCUACUGAUAACCAAAGCCUGGCCAUUAUGAAAAAUGGUGUGUUGAAGAUGUUGCUGAACCUAAACUGACAUGUCGAUUUUGCUUAGGAGAUCAUUAUUUCUUAAAAUGUCCUAAUAGUUUGUGUUUUAAAUGCAAUCAAUUUGGGCAUAUGGCAAAAGAUUGUGAUGUUGAAGGCUACAAAUGUCAUAGAUGUAACAAAAAGGGACAUAAAUCUAAAGAUUGUAAUGUUAUCAUUAUAGAUGAUGAAAAUAUAUUUGAAAAAGAUAAACAAAGACUUAAAGAUCUUUUAUGUUUAAAUUGUUAGGAAAAAGGACAUUUGAAUUGUUUCUCUAAAGGGUAUAAAAAAUAUGAUUUACUUUAUUGUGAAGGAAAAGAGUUAAAAGAAAGAGAAAAAAUGAAUAAAAUAGAUCACUCCUCUAAACAUAAUAAUUAACAUCAUCAUUCACAUCAUCAUCAUUAACAUCAUAGUAAUUAACAUCAUCAUUAACAUCAAAAUUAGCAUCAUCAUUAACAUUAAAAUCCAAAUAAAUAGAAAAAUUUUUAAGAAUAAACUUAAAAUUUACCACAUAAAACUAUUAAAACUAUCUAAAAAUUAAAAUAUCAUGAAUAAGAAUCAUCUUCAUAAUAUUCAAUAUGGUCAGAAGAAUCACCUAAUACUAAAAGGAUGAAUAAUAAUAAAUUAAGAAAAAAUAAGAAAAGAUAGAAAAAGUAGUCAAAAUAAUUUUAUUGA